This is a messenger RNA of Podarcis raffonei (Aeolian wall lizard), 7328 nucleotides long. Its product is annotated as probable helicase senataxin. Gene Ontology annotation, biological process: termination of RNA polymerase II transcription. Gene Ontology annotation, cellular component: nuclear body. Gene Ontology annotation, molecular function: transcription termination site sequence-specific DNA binding; helicase activity. NCBI's taxonomy places the organism in Eukaryota, Metazoa, Chordata, Lepidosauria, Squamata, Lacertidae. The record is from RefSeq and is a predicted model, not a curated record.
GAGCCGGAAGUGGCUCCGGGGUUCUUCCUAAUACUGGUCUAAAAUUUACUCUUUCCGGUCAGAGGCGGGACAGAAGGAGAGCGCGGCCACCUCCUAGGAUGAGUAUUUUCUGUUGCGGAGUGGCAUGGGCCACUCCGACCGGAAAUGCCUGGAGGGAGCGAGGCAAAGCCCCAGAACAGGAGAACGGGCUGGCGGUGUGAGGGUUGGGAAGGAGUGAGAGAGCGCAGCUGACUGCCCCGGAGACUCCUGCCCGGAGAAGCAGAAUGGGUGCAUGUCGUUGGUGCACCUCUGAUGAUUCAGUCGUCAACCUGCUAAAAAGUUAUGCUUCCUCUACAUUGCCUGCAAAUGAAUUUGCUUCAGCCAAUAAUGACCUCUGUUACUGCAUAGAGUGUGUGGAUGAGUACCAUAAAGCAAAGGAUGAGUUGCCAUCCUUCCAUGAGAUCCUGUGCAAGCUUGAAAUCACUCGCCUUAUUACCCACUUUGAGAAAUCAAUGCAGGAGGAAGAUGACAGUGACCUCUUCAUUGUAGACAAAGAUGGGGAAACGCAACUGUGCCAUUAUACGGAUUCCAACUUUGAGGAGAACCUCAGAGUGCCAUUGUUGGAAAUGCUGAAGUACCCCUACCUGUUACUUCAUGAACGUCUCAGUGAGCUGUGUGUGGAGGCUCUUUGUAAAAUGGAGGAAAUCAACUGCUCCUACCAGGUGGCUGGGAAACACCCUGGGAUCUAUCUGCUCAUGGUACAUCCUAAUGAAGUGAUUCGCCAGUGGGCCAUCCUGAAAGCCAGGAGCCUGGGGAAGGUGGACAGGGACGACUAUUACAACAUCCAGGAAGUGUUGACGUGCUUGUUCAGAGUCAUAGAGCUGGACCACUUUGAAAACUCUGAUACUUAUAACCUUGCAAUAGUCGAGAAGGGGAAUCUUAUCUUGUUGCCUCGCCAUCUGUAUGAUACCACCAGUUACAAAAACUACUGGCUAGGUAUCUGUAUGUUGUUGAUGGUGCUGGAAGAACAAGCCAUGGAUUUGUUGUUGUUUGGCCCAGACAAGCAGAUUGACUUCAUGCCGUGCAUAAUGAAGGCCAUGAAGAAACCAACGGAGGAUGAAAGCAUCAAUCCUUUCUGGCCUGCGCUCCACUGUUUCAUGGUGAUCCUGGAUAAGCUUGGGUCUAAAGUAUGGGGACAGGUCAUUGAUCCAAUCCAGGCAUUUCAAACUAUUGUCAACAAUGCAAGCUAUCAGAAAGCAAGAGAGACUGUUCGCCAAAGUUGCAUCAGGACUAAAUCUGAGCCCAUGUCGGACUAUGGAGAUGAAUUUGUCACUUGCAGCCAACUGGCGUAUGACUACCACAUUGAAAAGCCCCACAAGGAUACCAUUUGUCCUGAUUACUGCCUCUACUUGUACAAAGAUAUGCAGACUCUGACCGACCUGUUACAUUCUGACAUCGGCCAAGACAUGCAGUUGCACAACAGCACUUUUUUAUGGUUCAUCCCUUUUAUCCAAUCCCUUAUGGACCUGAAGGACCUGGGGAUUGCCUACAGCAUAGUGGUCAUUCAUCACCUGUGUUUGGAAAUCCAAAAUGUCCUCAGUGGCACUGUUGAGACUUGUGACAAAGUGUCUGAGUUCUUCAUCUGGAUCUUGGUGACUGUUGUUGAGUGCAGCCUUAAGAAAAAUUGCCUUCAUUUUCUGUGGAUCAGCUCAGAAAUGUGGGUGUGGAUAGUGGUGAAAUGUGUCAUGCUUCCAAGUACGGUGUUCAUGCCUGGCAUUGAGAGAAGAGUAGUCAGGAAUAGCUUAAGAAGCACAGUGACAUCACCAUCUUGGGAACCUGAGCCCAUACAGUUUGCCUGCAUGAAACUGAUCCGUAACAUCCUGAAGGAAGGGUAUCAGGUUGUGCAGUCACCCACUUGUAAGCAGUUCCUUGAUGAACUCAACUUGCUUCGCCGUAGCCACAAGCACUGGGAGCUGAGUUCCCCGCAGGCUCUAGAAUUACAGAACACUCUGAAGGAGAUCAUAUGGAGCAUCAUGAGCAAAUCGUUAAAUCCUUCCUCCCUUGUGAAGAGCCCUCCUGUUUGUGUAACUUCACCUACUUUCCUGAUGAACCACAAAAGGCAGGAAGACAGGUGUCCAAUGAAUAUGGACAAUGAGCACCUACCCUGCUUGUCUGUGUUAGCAAACAGACACAUGGAUGCCCAGAAAAAUGUGGUGUCUCAUCAAUGGCCAGGGGUCCAAAACAAGCAAGAUCCCUUCUACAAAAGCGUUGGCCUCGGUUUUCAAGACCUGGAGACCAAAGACUUCAGCACAAAGGAGAAGCCCAGUUCUUCCAGAUCUCUUACAGAAAAGAAUGGUAACAGCAGCAGUGCUUUGGAGAGAAAGGUUGGUCUAAAUGACCUUACAAGCAAAAUCAGAUCUCUGAAACCAGACAGCACCCUGCAAUUAAAACUGUUACCUGAAAGCAGUAGGAGAGGAAAUACCAAUCUGGAGCCAGGAACAGAAAAGCUGCAGUUGGUCAGAGACAGAACAAAGAGCCAGGAAGGGCAGAGGAGUGAAAUCAUUGUAGCCAGAGGCAGCACAUCAGACACAUUGCCUUGCAAAUCAGAGGCAAGCUCAGGCAAGGCCUCUGUUGUGUGUGCUAAAGGAACCAGUUUACCCAUUGACUCUAGCCAGGAAAGCAUCAUCCGUCACCAAAAAUGCAUUAAGAGGAAAGCUAAAGGCGCUGUUCAAACUUUGUCUGCCCGAGAGAGCAACAAGUUGUCUGCUGGUGCAGAUGAUUCCCCAAACCAAGUCAUUAUUUCUGACGCUUCUUCAGAUGAGGAUGAAAACAAAAUGAAAGCUGGUAGAGAGAGCAGGAAAGGGCAAGUGGACGUGUGCCUUGAGAAGAAAUUCAGUGCCCCAGAGCAAGAGCCAUUGACUACUCCAGACCUCAUACAUCAUACAGCAGCUCGUGAAGGCCACAUCGGCAAGGGAAAUGCAGUGGUAUGCUCAAAUUUCACAGGGAUAUGUGCUGGCAAUGGAAGCUGUUCCAGGUGCACAGAUCCAGUUCUGCCCAGUACAUCAGCAUCUGCCAGUCCUUCAGGGUCAGCACCUGCUGUCAAAGAAUCCACUAUUCAGCCAGGGAAGAGCUCUGCAGAAUAUGGGCAGGUUAAAACAGCUAGAGAAAGUCCCAAGGGAAGCAUCAAGCCAAGCAUGCACAGUAAAAAACCACUGCUGGCAAAACUGGCAAGAUCUACUCCUGCUCUGGUCCCACCCAACGAAAUCCAACAUAUGCCAGCCCCAACCUUAGUGACAGAGAAACAUGGCCUAUCAGAGAAAGUCCAAAGAGCAGCUGAACUUGCUCAGUGCACACAGGACAGUCUUGCUGAGUCGCGCAGUUACAGGGAAAUUGUUGGCGAGGUGGAUGUUCCCCAGGAAAGGACAUCACAAUUAGUAAAUGCUCAGCAACUAACUACUAGAAAUAAGAACAAUUUUGCCUGCCAAAAACGUCAGCUCUAUAGGCAGACAAACCCCAAAGAGAGAGAGAAUUGUCAGUGUACUCACGGAGAAACUCAGGAGGCUCAGCCAGCCAAAAAACCCAAGGCGGCAGAGCUAAGACCUGUGCAGUCUGCCAGUAUGGUGGGGGUGGAAAAUCAGAAGGAAAGUUCUGCUGGAGCUAGUAAAACCAGUCAUUUGACCUUUCCAGAUCCCUCCUCUAGCCCAUGUGACGAGGAUGUGGCUUUGAAAAAGAGAGAGCCCCAAUUGAAUGAGAACAAAGAUGGUGACGGCUUCUUUCUUACACAGUUGGAUCCAGUGGACAUGGAACUGUGUUCACAAAUAGAAGAUGGCAGUUACCUCUCAAACAUGGAAGUCAAUAUAUCUGCAAGCCCACUGCAGGGUAGUAAUGAUGACUUGCAGUUCAAGACCCCGAUGCUGAGCAGCAUUCUCCAGCCUCGGAUUUCAAACAACACCCCUCAGUUGCUGAAUGUGCAAAAUAACCAUAUUGUCAUGGCGCUGCCCACCCCCAGAGCUGGUUCUUGGAACAAAGUGCACCAACCCUUUGCACAAGCAAACAUUGUGAAUGCCCAGCAGAGACACCAUGGGAUUUUCACCAGAGAGGUGCUGAAGUGGAACUAUGACAUGUUUGCAAACUUUAAACUGUUUGGGCCACCAAGCCAUCUCCUUCAGUCUAUUGUUGCCCCUGUCACAGCCAAGUUUGAGGAUUACAAUGACUACUUCAAUACUUUCUUCCCCUUAAUGAUGCUAAAUGCAUUUGAAACGAUGGCACAGGAGUGGCUAGAGAACCAGAAAUCAAAAGAGCAAAGGCCUUUUGAGUUGAAUUUGCUGAACUUCAAUGCAGACACAAAUGAAGCAGAUUUUACAAUUAACAUCUCAAGAAGCAAUUUAGAGAAACAGCUGCACCCAAAGGAAUGUGACUUGGUGUUCUUAAUAUUGUCUGAAAAGCAAAGCUUCUAUAGCAAAGAAGGCAAGGCAGAGAGCUGUCCAUUACGCCAUGUGGGCUAUGUGACUCGGUUUUAUACUGAGAUGAAAGAGCAGGAUGCCUGUCUCCUGUCUGUCAAGACACAAGGAAAUUUGUCCGGUGUUGAUAAGAAUGUCAGGUGUGUGGUGGUCAGUUCUUUAGUGACAACGGAGCAAAUGUUCAAGGCCCUCCUUCUUCUGAACCGAAGCCCUCUAGCCAAAGCCAUAAUCAGCCCACAAAACUCUGACUUCUGUCUGACAGGCUCAACUGUGGACUUGGAGACUUCUUCUUCGUACAUGAAGGAGCUUAAUGAAGAUCAAAGGACAGCUAUUGAAACUGCUUACACCUUUGUGAUGAAGCUGCCUUCAUUGCCCAAAGUUUGCUUGAUCCAUGGGCCACCUGGGACUGGGAAAUCUAAGACUAUCCUUGGGCUCCUUUACCGAAUCCUCAGCAAGAGAUCUGGGAAAGAGAAUCCUGUAGAAAGCAAGAUCAAGAGGAACCGUGUGCUGGUCUGUGCUCCGUCCAACGCUGCUCUAGAUCACCUCAUGAAAAUAAUGAUUGUUGAGUUCAAGGAAAAAUGUCAGGACAAGGAAAAGCCUUUGGGAAACUGUGGUGACAUCAACCUGGUGAGGCUGGGGGAAGAAAAAUGGAUCAGCAAGGACGUACAGAAAUUCAGUCUGGAUGCCCAGGCCAAUCGCAGAAUGAGCCGAGCAGCCCUUGGGAAAGAUCAAGACAUCCACAAGCGGAAGAAAGAGAUAGAUCAACGACUGGAUGCUCUUUCUUGCCAGUGUGCUAUAGACGAAAGUCAAAGCAAAGAGAAGAAACAACAGUUAGAGCAGGAAACUCGCAGGCUUGCAGAAGAGAGCAAGAGGCUCACUGUUCAACUGAAGGAGGUUUGUGGGCGAUUGCAAAGUGACAUGAAAACGAACAUCAUCCUGGAGUCUCACAUCAUCUGCUGCACACUGAGCACCAGCGGGAGCAGCCUGCUGGGUGCAGUAUUCCAGCGGCUGGACUGUGAUCCUCUGAGCUGCGUCAUCGUGGACAUGGCCAUGCAGGCUUGUGAGGUUGAAACUAUCAUCCCACUCAUUCAUGGCUGCAAAAAGCUGGUCCUGGUUGGAGACCCAAAGCAGCUCCCUCCUACAGUUAAAUCUAUGAAAGCUGAGGAUUACGGCUACAGGCAGUCUCUGAUGGGCCGACUCUGCAGACACCUGAAUGGGCAAAUCCAAGAAAAACACAGUGACAGGCUUCCAGUCCUGUGCUUGAGGACUCAGUACAGGAUGCACCCAGAGAUCUGCCUCUUCCCUUCCAAUUACAUCUACGACCAUGCCCUGAAAACUGACCGAUGGACAGAAGAGAGACGAUUCUCUUUGGAAUGGCCCUUCCUACCGUACCUCCUCUUUGAUGUUUUGGAUGGCCAGGAAGAACAGGAGAGCAAUUCCUUCAUUAAUCUCCAGGAAGUUAAGCUGGUAAUAGAAUUAAUGAAGUUAAUUAAGAGCAAAAAGAGAGACAUCAGCUUUCGCAACAUUGGGAUCAUCACCCCAUGCAGUGCUCAGAAAAGAAGGAUCCUGAGCCAGCUGGAGAAAGAAUUUGGAGAAAAUAGAGUCGGGGAAGUUGACCUCGUGGAUGGGUUCCAGGGCCGUGAGAAGGACUGUAUCAUUGUGUCCUGUGUUCGAGUGAACAGCAUGCAAGGAUCAGUUGGGUUUCUGAAGAGUCUGCAGCAAUUGAAUAUCACCAUCACCCGAGCCAAGUACAGUCUCUUCAUCCUUGGACACCUGCAAACGCUCAUGGAAAAUGAAGAUUGGAAUGCUUUGAUUCAAGAUGCUCAGAAAAGAGGUGCCAUCAUCAAGACCUCCAGUGCCAAAUACAAUGUUCCUUGCUAUGCAAGUGAUGCUAAGAAGAUCUUGAAGCCCAUGGCAGUCCAGCAGAGCAAACAAGGACAGGUGAGUGCAGCAUCUGAGUUGCAUGGAGCUCCUGGACGACAUACCUCAGCUGGUGGACGACAAUACUCAGCUGGUGCUCCUGCUCCAGGAAACAGUGAGGCAUGGCCCUUGCCAGUAUCUCAGGAUUCCUCUUCCCUAAAGCCAUUCUUUCCUACACAGGCUAAACCUGUCCAAGAGCUGGCCAAAAGAUCCAGCAAUGAAAGUGAAGGCCUCAGAUGAAUUGCUGGAAAUCUAGGCCCCCCUUAAUGCCAAGCGACAGAGGACAAUGCAGUAGCCCCACAGUCCCUCCCGUAUACUCAGAACCUUUUAUUGUGGCUGCUGGUGUACUUUGCUCCACAGCCUUUUCCUGGAUUGCAAGGUCAUCUGCCUGAAAGAUAAUGCAUUUUGAGUGAUUGUUUUCUAUAUCAUGGAGAGUUAGGCAGCCUGCUUCCUGUGCUGUAAACUUCAAGAAAUCACACACUGUAAAUGUUGGGUGUAGUGUAUAUUUGUACGGCAUGUAGAGAAACUUAUCUUUUAGAGGUGAAACAGGCCUGGCUGUGGCCACAGUUAAAUCACAUGCCCCUGGGGUGAGUGUCCUGACAUGUGCCUCGUCACAUGCAGACAGCUCACCAUGAGAGUUUGGCUUGCUGGUGUCUCAGGUUAGCAUGUCCAGCCCUCAUUGGGCCAGCACGCCUGGGUGAGUGCUGAAGUUGUUCCUGCUGCCAUAUUUCUUUCUGGCCCUAAAAUUUAAUUUGGCGAGAGCGACACCACUUAUUUCUUAGUUCACAUUUUUAUUCUUUUGUAUACAUGAUAAAAAUAUUUAUAGAUAAUAAUUUAAAAAGAAGGCGCUGUGUACAUAAUGUUGCAACAGGGAACAUAGCAGGCAUUUCAUAGAAGUGAUUUGUGCAGAUUUCUGCAAGUGUAAAAGAUGAAGAUUUCCUUUUGCAUUGGAUCUGCUGCCACUUAUGG